AUGGAUUCUUGUCAGAAAAACACUUGUUCUGAUGAUUCUACUUCAGCAAAGUUAGGUCUCAAUAAUGGUAAUAAUUCAUCGAAAGUUCCCUCGAUAGAACUACCUGAUGAUUUUUUGGACGAAUGUUUAGAUCUAUGGAAGUUUUCUCUUAUACGAAGAUUAGAUUUACAGAAAAUAAAGUUUAUUGAUGCUUAUGUUAUUUUAAGACAACAAUGGAAAUUAAAAGGAGAUUGCAAACUCAUCCCUCUUGGAAGAGGUUUCUUCACUAUUAAACUAGAUAAUGAAUUUGAUCGACAAACUAUCAAAGCAGGUCAAUGGGAAGUUAGUGAUCAAGUUCUUCAAGUAAGAAAAUGGGUUUCUAAUUUUCGGCCAUCAGAUAUUCGCACAUCUAAGGCUCAAGUUUGGGUUCGUUUUCCUGGAUUGGGUCUAGAAUUAUGGAAGGAGAAGAUAUUAUUCACAAUAUGUAAGGAAAUAGGUACUUCUAUCAAGAUAGACAAUGCCACUGCACAAUGUGAAGUUGGUUACUAUGUAAAUGUUCUAAUUGAGGUGGAUUUUGCUCAACAGAUUCCAAAUAAAAUUUGGAUUAAUACCAAAUAUGGUGGUUUCUUUCAGAAUGUUUCAAUUCCUGUUUAUCCUAAAUUCUGUCACAACUGCAAAAUAAUUGGUCAUUUAACUUCAGAAUGUAGAAUUGAGCAGAUUAAGAAUCAAUCUGCAGGUAAAACUACUCCAAGAACCGCAGAACAGACUCAAACUGCUAGCAAAAAUCAACAAUCACAUAAAGUCAGAACUGAGUUUCCUCAUACUCCUUUUGAUAUAUGUGAUAGAUUUGAAGUUGAUAUUCCAAUAAAGUCACCUGCUCCACCAACACAUGAUUCUAUUGUUAGAAGUAUUUUAACUCCAGUGCAUCCACAAUUCAGUCCCCAAAUCAGUUCAGUGGGUGGAAGAUUUGAUGCCUUGAAUUCAAUAGUAGAAAAUGUUGCAGAAGAAGAAGAUAAUGCUGAAUCAGUAAUAUUAGAAGUUCCACAAAUUUUGAAGAUAGUUGAGAGUAAUAACUUGGAGAAUAGUACUGUGAAAUUGAUGAAUGACACAAAUGGUGUUUUAUCACAAACACCAGUUCAAGUAACAUCUUGGGCUAAUAUAGUGGAGAAGGAAAUGGUUAUCAACAAUACUCCUGCUUCUACAAGUAGUUCUGACAAACCAAAGGUGAGUACUACAACUACAUUAAACAAUAAGUAUAACUUUAGGAAGAAUCCUGGUAAAGGGGGUACCAGAAACCCUCCAUCCAAAUAA
Papaver somniferum (opium poppy) is the source of this 1290-nucleotide messenger RNA. RefSeq lists its product as uncharacterized. The transcript has a single exon. NCBI's taxonomy places the organism in Eukaryota, Viridiplantae, Streptophyta, Magnoliopsida, Ranunculales, Papaveraceae. The coding region runs from base 1 to 1290 and encodes 429 amino acids. The record is from RefSeq and is a predicted model, not a curated record.